Messenger RNA from Penicillium cataractarum, 348 nucleotides. RefSeq lists its product as uncharacterized. Lineage: Eukaryota; Fungi; Ascomycota; Eurotiomycetes; Eurotiales; Aspergillaceae. The transcript has a single exon. The record is from RefSeq and is a predicted model, not a curated record. Bases 1 to 348 code for a protein of 115 amino acids.
AUGAGAAACCCCCAGGAGAACUGUGACCUGGAUUCCAGAUCCAAGACCUGGCAUGGAGAGCCAAUGUUCGCGAUCCGACGGGCAAUCGCUUUACUAGGUACUGCUCAAGUCAGUUUGCUCCCCUUGGACGUCCAAUCCCAGCUGCGUACACUUCAUACACUAUACUUCAUCGAUGAUCCACAAGGAUACCCGGAUGAAUAUCUUUCCGCCGUCAACAAGCAGACCGAUAAGUUGCUUGGACCGACCAAGGACAUUCAAUUUGUCCCAGCCAACGACCGGGUGCUUGGACCAGACAGUACGACUGAAGAUGCAGUGCGGAAGCUGUCAAACACGUUUUCGAAAGUCUGA